Messenger RNA from Mesorhabditis belari, 369 nucleotides. Lineage: Eukaryota; Metazoa; Nematoda; Chromadorea; Rhabditida; Rhabditidae. The record is from the annotation of a GenBank genome assembly.
AUGGACUGGUUCGAGUACACGACUUACCUGAGGUACCAACAAACGCAAUGGAAUUAUUUCGAAAAGAACAAAGUGACCGAGAUGAUGACCGGGGUGAAUCGGUACAGUAUUGAAGGACCGUACCAAAGCUACAACUACAGCCCGUAUUUCACGGGUUACUACUAUGUUUCCUUUUCGCUUUUGGACAUCAUCGACCUGGUUCUCAGCUUGCUCUACCUGAUUGUGAUCGGCUUCACCGAUUCGAGUCUGGGCUUGUACACGACACCGACCGGAUUCACGAUCUGUUUGCGCAACGCUUUCUUCUGGAUCAGACAGAUUUCGCUGAUGAUUGGCGCGUUUUCAGUGUACGUUUUUAUCUAUAAAGAGUUG